Messenger RNA from Galleria mellonella (greater wax moth), 830 nucleotides. RefSeq lists its product as uncharacterized. NCBI's taxonomy places the organism in Eukaryota, Metazoa, Arthropoda, Insecta, Lepidoptera, Pyralidae. The transcript is spliced from 2 exons. Bases 28 to 735 code for a protein of 235 amino acids. The record is from RefSeq and is a predicted model, not a curated record.
UCUUCUAUUCUGUCAAACAACGUAAACAUGGCGAGUGAUUCAGAUGAUUUCGACAAGAAUAUUGAAAAUUUAAAAUCUACAGUAAGAAAGUCCUUCGCUCGCUUAUAUGCAGCUCUAAAAGCCAGAGAAUUGAAGACGUUGAGGCAACUAGACGCUAUACGUAAACAAUGCCAAGAUGAUAAAGACUUAAAAAGGAAUUGUGUUCAAAACGUACAAGUAUGUUACGCCAAUGAGUCCACGUUAUUAAAUAGUAUAAGUAAUUACGGUGUAAUCGAUUUUGAAAAGCUUAAUUUUGAUAGUAAUACUUUUACAUUAGAAGACUAUGUUAGUCCUAACGACGAUCACAUGUAUUCAUAUAAAACUAUUGAAGAAUUGACGAAGGAUGAGGAUAUUAAUGAGCUAGAGGCUAUAGAAGAAGCUGCUCUUAAGGAAGUGACUAGAACAGAGAAUUGUGUUUGCUACGUCCAAAUAAAGGCAGGAGAUGUAUCGAAAAAAUUUAGAAACUUAGAUUCAAUUGUGUCCCCUUUAAAAUCCUGUGAUGUUAGUGUAAAUAGUACAGAGAAUGAUGAAGUGGAUAGUUCUGAAAAUGUUGGGGAGGAUGAGAAGAGUGAUUGUUCAGAGGAAGUGAAAAAAAUAAACCCGACUGAUGAUUGGUUAAAUACAAUUAAGAGUCACACAGAGACCGAGCCAGUCCAAGCAGAUGCUAUGGAGCACAGUACUAUUACUUGCUCUUAGCAAUUACUUAGUUUAAUGUUUAUAUCAGUUUUACCAGAAUUUUGUUACUUAAGUCAAAUGGAAUAAAGUUUUAUAUUUUACUUAAAAAAUAAUAA